CUCACUAGCUUUCUCCCCAUGGCUUCGUCUGCGUAAUCAAAGAUGUUCUAACACCUAGAAAAAUGGAUGUCAUACAAAUAAACCCUCAAAGUGUAUUUGAUACGGAGCUAUAUGAAAGCGUACUGGAUCCUAAAGAAUGUCAUAAACAAUUGAAUUAUUUGUCAAACAGCUCUUUGGUUUUGCAAUUUCUAGACGCGAGCGCAAAAAUUCCAAGUGGAUUACUAUCCCUAAAUGUUUUUGAUUAUGGGGACUACUUCGAGUGCCUUGAUAUAGACCAGUCUGUUAGCGAUAUGCACAUACAGGGGAAAUUCUGUAUGAUUAACAUACCGUUCACACAGAAAUCAAGCAAAAUGAACAUGUACUAUAAAAGCAUGCUGCCGAAAUUCUCAACUAACGAUCUAAUGGAACUGCUACCUGAACAGUUGGUAGUUUAUUUCAAAUCUCUGUUUGAUAAUGUAGAGAAUUCGCCUGCGAUAAGGGAUUCUGCAGGCAGUACAUUACUUUCGCCAACUUUGAAACUGGGCUUAUGUAUUCCAAGGGUAUGCACGGUUAAACAGGUGGAAAACUUCAUUAAUUCCCCCCUCCCACUCCCAAAGGUGACGUAUGUCGAGAGUUUCUGCCGACUUCCCAAUGACAUACCCUAUGUUACUGCUGAUUAUAUUGCUUUUGGCGUGUUUGGUACACUUUUUCUUCUAACUCUCCUGAGUACGUCUUAUGAUUUGUAUCAAGUAUUCAUUCGAAAGAAAAAAGAAGUCAGUAGAUUACUCACUAGUUUCUCAAUCUAUACCAAUACGAGGCGCUUGGUGAAUUUCGAAUCCCAUAAGAAUGCUUUGGAGUGCGUUGAUGGGAUUCGAACGUUAUCUAUGUUUUGGGUUAUAUGUGGACACACUUAUAUAUUUACGUUCAUGACGCCACCACACAAUAUGUCUGAUGUUGUUCAGUGGACGUCAUAUUUCUCAAGUACAUGGAUAUCUGCAUGCCCUAUCGUUGUGGAUACAUUCUUUACUCUCAGUGGUAUAUUAUGCAUAUACGUUAUACCAAACAAUAUAACUGCAAAACCAUUCUUGAAGCACAUCCACAUAUUCUACCUCUAUCGGAUCCUGCGAGUUUUCCCUAUCUUGGCGACAAUAGUCCUCCUCCAGAUGUCAAUCAUGACCUGGAUCUCUGAUGGCCCUGACUGGGAGAAAAUGGGCAUGGCUUCGGAACUCUGCAGACAACGCUGGUGGGCCACAUUAUUGCAUAUACAGAAUUACUAUCGACCACUAGGAAUUUGCGUCUUGCAAUCUUGGUACAUAACAGUGGACACUCAGCUAUAUUUGCUGAGUCCUUUUGUAAUAGUGUUUCUUCUGGGUUCGUCUUUGGUCGCCUGGAUUGCAAUUACUACAGUUGGAUUGGCAUCUAUGAUUAUAGUCGUAGUUUAUGUGUUCAAAUAUGAGUUCCCUUCUGCUCUCAUGAAUGUUUACUAUACAGAUUCAUUCGUGAACUUCUUCCACGACUUUUACUUUAACACAGCCACUCGUGCCUCUCCGUUUGUAAUCGGUAUAUUAUUUGGUCAUUUAUUAAGACUAUAUCGAGGAACAAAGAUAGAAUUACCUAUGAAAUACGUCUUAAUCCUUUGGAUAACAGCGUUCGCUAGCAUGGCAUACUGUGUCUUCGGUAUCUAUGAAACAGUCAGCAUACCAUAUGAAUUCACUUUGUUUGAUGCGUUUCUAAACUCUAUGAUGAGAGCAUUAUGGGCUAUUUCACUAUGUUGGCUGAUAUUGGCAUGUGUUCAUGGUUAUGGUGGACCGAUUAACUGGUUCCUGUCGUUACCACUAUGGAAGUUACCGGCACGUUUGUCGUACGCGGUAUAUCUGGUGCAUUUAGAGAUAUUACUUGUCAUUAAGAGUUCUCUGGUAAAGCUACCGUAUUUCACUGAGCUGGAAGUAAUGUACGAAAUAGCUGGUAUUACUUUGCUUUCUUUACUCUUAAGUUUCAUCAUGUGCGUUCUUAUUGACGCUCCAGCAUCCACUUUGGUUAAACUUCUGUUUAUGCAAAAGCGACCCGUUAAGAAUCAACAGAAAAGCGCGGCUAUAGAGGAAGAUUUCAGUAGUGAAAAUAAAUGCAGACAACAUUUUGAUAAAUAAUAUUUAUUCAUAAUAAUAAUGUAUACUUCUAAUUGAUUCUAAUUGUUAUACAUCAAUGUAAUUCGGGUUAU
This is a messenger RNA of Colias croceus (clouded yellow), 2197 nucleotides long. RefSeq names its product nose resistant to fluoxetine protein 6-like. The transcript has 14 exons. The record is from RefSeq and is a predicted model, not a curated record. The coding region runs from base 63 to 2126 and encodes 687 amino acids. Gene Ontology annotation, molecular function: acyltransferase activity, transferring groups other than amino-acyl groups. Lineage: Eukaryota; Metazoa; Arthropoda; Insecta; Lepidoptera; Pieridae.